This is a messenger RNA of Prinia subflava (tawny-flanked prinia), 1844 nucleotides long. RefSeq names its product aldehyde dehydrogenase 4 family member A1 (gene ALDH4A1). The record is from RefSeq and is a predicted model, not a curated record. The transcript has 15 exons. Gene Ontology annotation, molecular function: L-glutamate gamma-semialdehyde dehydrogenase (NAD+) activity. The coding region runs from base 62 to 1726 and encodes 554 amino acids. NCBI's taxonomy places the organism in Eukaryota, Metazoa, Chordata, Aves, Passeriformes, Cisticolidae.
CCCCCUCCUUCCCGCGCGGCGGGUGGUAGCGGCCGCGGGCCGGGAGCGCGGCGGGGCUGGGAUGUGGCGGCAGCUGCGGGCGCUGAGGGAGUGCGGGCGGAGAUGGCAGCACCGCUCGGCCAUCCAGGUGACCAACGAGCCCAUCCUGGAGUUCAAGCCGGGCAGCCCCGAGCGAGCGGCGCUCCAGAAGGCCCUGGCUGACCUGAAGGGCAAGACUGAGGACAUCCCGUGUGUCAUCGGGGGGGAGGAGGUGUGGACCCCCACGGUGAGGUACCAGCUCUCGCCCUUUAACCAUGCACACAAGGUGGCCAAGUACUGCUAUGCCAGCAAGGAGCUCAUUAACAAGGCCAUCAACGCUGCCUUGGCAGCGAGGAAGGAAUGGGACCUGAAGCCUGUGCAGGACCGGGCGCAGAUCUUCCUGAAGGCGGCUGACAUGCUGAGCGGCCCGCGGCGGGCAGAAGUGCUGGCCAAGACCAUGAUCGGGCAGGGCAAGACCGUGAUCCAGGCGGAGAUCGACGCCGCUGCCGAGCUCAUCGACUUCUUCCGCUUCAACGCCAAGUACGCGCUGGAGCUGGAGCAGAGCCAGCCCCUGAGCGUGGACAUCAGCACCAACUCCAUGGUGUACCGGGGGCUGGAGGGGUUCGUGGCUGCCGUGUCCCCCUUCAACUUCACGGCCAUCGGGGGGAACCUGGCGGGGGCUCCGGCGCUGAUGGGGAACGUGGUGCUCUGGAAGCCCAGUGACACGGCCCUGCUCUCCAGCUACGCCGUCUACAGGAUCCUGCUGGAGGCAGGGCUGCCCCCCAACGUGGUGCAGUUCGUGCCCGCGGACGGCCCCGAGUUCGGGGACACCGUCACCAGCUCCGAGCACUUCUGCGGCCUCAACUUCACCGGCAGCGUGCCGACCUUCAAGCGCCUCUGGAAGCAGGUCUCGGAAAACCUGGAUCGCUACCGCAACUUCCCGCGCCUGGCCGGAGAGUGCGGCGGGAAGAACUUCCACGUAGUGCACAGCUCUGCCGACGUGGGCAGCGCCGUGAACGGGACGCUGCGCUCGGCGUUCGAGUUCGGCGGGCAGAAAUGCUCCGCCUGCUCGCGGCUCUACGCGCCCGCCGCGCUGUGGCCCCGCAUCAAAGAGAAGCUGCUGGAGGAGCACGGCAAGAUCAAAGUGGGAGAUCCCACCCAGGAUUUUGGGACGUUCUUCUCGGCGGUGAUCGAUGACAAGGCCUUUGCCCGGAUCCGGAGGUGGCUGGAGCACGCCCGGAGCUCCCCCAGCCUCACCGUCCUGGCGGGCGGCGGCUGCGACGACAGCGUCGGGUACUUCAUAGAGCCCUGCAUCGUGGAGAGCAGGGACCCCCGGGACCCCAUCAUGAGAGAGGAGAUUUUCGGGCCCAUCCUGACGGUGUUCGUGUACCCCGACGAUCGCUACAAGGAGGUGCUGGAGCUCAUCGACACCACCACCCCCUACGGCCUCACGGGGGCGAUCUUCGCCCAGGACAAGGCUGUCAUCGAGGAGUCCCGGAGGCUGCUCCGCAACGCCGCCGGCAACUUCUACAUCAACGACAAAUCCACGGGGGCCGUGGUGGCCCAGCAGCCCUUCGGGGGCUCCCGCAUCUCAGGCACCAACGACAAGCCCGGGGGUCCCCACUACCUCCUGCGCUGGACGUCCCCGCAGGCGGUCAAGGAGACGCACGUGCCGCUGCGGGACUGGCGCUACGCCUACAUGCAGUGACACGGGGACACCCCGCCACCCACGCAGCACUUAAACCACGCCUAACCCGCCCUGCUUAGGAGUUAUUUAAAAAACAAAAAGGAAAAAAAAAAGAAUUGUUAUUAAAUUGUAAAGCUCA